This is a messenger RNA of Camelina sativa (false flax), 937 nucleotides long. RefSeq lists its product as uncharacterized. NCBI's taxonomy places the organism in Eukaryota, Viridiplantae, Streptophyta, Magnoliopsida, Brassicales, Brassicaceae. Gene Ontology annotation, biological process: defense response. The record is from RefSeq and is a predicted model, not a curated record.
UGCUACAUUGAUAAAGCUCACAAAAUUAAAGACAAACAUCAUCAAUGACAACAAGUAGCUAGAGAAAUGUCACUGAAACGAGUUUGUGAGAUGCAGUAUAAGAUUCCCGUCCCGCAAGAACGAUUGUGGGACCGUUUUGUCCACAAUUCGACUUGCUUGGCUUAUAGAAAACUUACAGACAUUAAGCCAUCUGCUCACUGGACUCUAAUGGCAAUUGAGUCAGUGGAUCACCAGACGAAAACCAUGAAGCAACGGUUCCUCAACCCUGAAUUCGUUGAAGGUUAUAAGUUGAUUGCAGCAACUACAAAAGUUACUGGCGACGAGCCCAGUGGCUUGAAUUGCCUCAUAGACAUCACUGCGGAGUACGAAAAGAGUGACCGUGAGAUCAAAGACCUUGAAGAAGUCCAAUUCCUUGUGGGGAAUAUUGAGAGAACGGCUUUUCUUUGCCGUGCCCGUCUUGGUGACCAUAUUCCCAUGCCAGUGCGUCUUAAAUAAUGGCACCGGCCCGUUAAAUCAAUCCAUGCCAUAAUCGAAGGAGGAUUCAUCUCUUUAUUCCUAAAGUUAUAGAAGAUGAAAUAAAUAAAUUGAACCCGCCCCCAAAAUAUAUAUGUGUGAGUAUUGUAACCUCUAGGGUCAUGUCCCAUGACUUGCUUUAUCUCUAAAUAAAGUUGUUACGUAUUAUAUGCAUGAGUGUUUCAAACUAUAACUAAAUUCACAAUUGUCUACUGCUAAAUAUGAUAACUGAACUCAGAACCUCUUCAUUUCCUAAGGCGAGAAGUUGCAAUUUUGCAAACAAAGACAUGAGUUUUAUUACCGUCAUCAUCAUCAUCAUAAAGACUGUUUUGACAAUUCACAGGUGGGCUUUUACCUGUAUAAUUCACACUAUCACAAUAACCUUUGCUUCGACCCUUAAUUCAAUAUCUACAAGACAAUGAGA